Messenger RNA from Colias croceus (clouded yellow), 1367 nucleotides. RefSeq names its product mevalonate kinase (gene Mk). Gene Ontology annotation, biological process: cholesterol biosynthetic process; isoprenoid biosynthetic process. Lineage: Eukaryota; Metazoa; Arthropoda; Insecta; Lepidoptera; Pieridae. Gene Ontology annotation, molecular function: ATP binding; mevalonate kinase activity. Gene Ontology annotation, cellular component: cytoplasm. The transcript is spliced from 7 exons. Bases 14 to 1180 code for a protein of 388 amino acids. The record is from RefSeq and is a predicted model, not a curated record.
CCCGUAGUUAGAUAUGGAUCGGUAUUGUGUUAGAUUAUCUGCGCCCGGAAAGGUUAUAUUGCACGGGGAACAUUCUGUGGUGUUUGGAAAAACAGCUAUCGCUGUAAGUUUGGGGCUGCGUACGUCGAUUCGUGUGCAGGAAGUAUCAGAACCAGUACUUAAAGUUAAUCUACCAGCUGUUGGAUUAAACGAUACCAUUCCACUAGACCUGAUUAACAAAGAAUUAUUAAAACAAACGACAUUCCACAUCGAAGCCCCAGAGACGCUAGAACACGAAGAGCACCUAGCCAAAACUGAAAAAUUCGUCGCUGACAUCAUUUCAAAUUUCGAACAGUUGACAAACGUCAAACAGAACGCGUUACGCGGCCUGUUCUAUGUUGUCUUUGGUAUUUUUGGCGGGAACGAGUUUGAAAAUGGAAUGGAGAUAACUAUUGUCUCUGAUUUAACGAUAGGCUCUGGGACUGGUAGUUCGGCGUCUUAUGCAGUAUGCUUGGCUGGGGCUUUAUUGCAAUUGGCUAAACUGAAGAAGGGGAUAAAGGUUGACCAAUUGAGUUUAGAUGAUAGGAAACUGAUAUCUAAAUGGGCGUUUAAUUGUGAAAGGAUUACGCAUGGAACUCCUUCAGGCAUAGACAACACGACAGCGACCUUCGGUUCGCUAGUGUCGUUCCGUAAAGGCCACGAGCCGGAUCUUCUAGAUAUAAAACUAGAUUUACGCAUAUUACUUGUCUAUUCAUGCGUCAGUAGAGAAACCAAGGCAUUAGCGGCCAAUGUAAGGUCGCUGAUGCAGAGGAACCAGAAAGCAGUGGAUUGUGUUAUGGACGCUAUUGAUCAUAUCGCAAAACGCGCUUUGGAGAUUCUACAAAACCUCUCGUCUAGUGAUCACAAUGGUGACAUUGAUGAACAAUACCAACAUUUAGCGGAGCUAUGGAACAUGAACCACUGUCUGCUCGCUUCGCUCGGCGUGUCGCACCCCGCGCUGGAGAGUAUUCGUGCGAGUGCACUGGCGCGCGGACUGGCCUGCAAGCUAACUGGCGCGGGCGGGGGAGGAUAUGUAAUAGUUUUAAUACCACCAUCGACAAAACAGAGCGUAGUGGAGGAAUUAAGCCAAGAGUUGUCUUCCAAAGGAUUUGUGGUCACAGACACCAAGCUUGGAGGCCCUGGAGUCACUUUGGACUCCUGAUUGGGGAAAUCUCAUAGGACAUAUCAUGACAGGAGUGGUUUCGAUUAAAUGAUUGAAAAUUAGUUAAAAUAAGAAGUAGUGAACGGGUUCCAAUGAGUAUUAUAUUUCAGUAGAUAAUAAUUUUAUGUAAAAUAAAUAAAACAUUGGAUAAUUUUACUAUGUUUUACUUAGUAUUACAUACGCACAU